AUGGAAUCCAAAUUAAAGAACUCUAUGACGUUGCAAGAUUGUGAAAAAAUUACGACGCCAUUUUCGAUCAACGACAUUUUGACGAAGGAAAAAAGUGAUUUUGAAAAUGGAAUGGACAGUUUUGGCGCGAAGUUUUCGAAGCCGGGAACCUACAAGGAGGAUUUUAAAAAGGAAGGGAACAAAAUGUACUACGAUGAAUGUCACUACCGGGAUUAUGAAGAUGGUGCUUUGGAUAUGUCCAGGAAGCAUUACCCGGUCACUGAACUUUCUGAUGACUACGACUCCCGUUCCUCCAACACAGGCUCUCCCCGCCGCGCGUCGUCCCCAAACUCCGACAUCACCUACAAACCCUUCCUCUACGAGCGCAAAACACCCCCCACAUCCCCCCUCCUAACCCCCAACUACCCCCUCGAAUACACCCAGAACGCCGCCAGGAAAAAACGAUCCCGUGCCGCCUUCUCACACGCCCAAGUCUACGAGUUAGAGAAAAGGUUCAGCCAGCAAAGGUACUUGUCAGGUCCUGAAAGAGCAGAUUUAGCCGUCAGUCUCAAACUAACGGAGACCCAAGUCAAAAUCUGGUUCCAGAACAGAAGAUAUAAAACAAAGAGAAAGCAGUUACAGAUGCAGGAAAACGGUAUGUUGGCAGCGGCGGCAGCAGCAGCGAACCACGCGAGGAAAGUGGCAGUAAAAGUCUUGGUCAAUAACAACGCGCAACCGAGUCUGCCAGAUCUAAAGCAGUACAACCCGAUGAUGGGGAAGAUGAAUCCAUUCGCGCCGUCUUUGUUGGACGGAUCACCCGUUUUAAAACACUUUGCUGGAGUUUAUGGCGUCGACUUCACUAAGAACCCUGAGUACAAAGCUUUACUCCAAGAAUCUUACAACCAAGCGGUUUUACAAUCACUUUACGGUUCACAUUUAGGGGUGAAUUACUCGAACCUACCCCUCUCUUAUAUGUAUUACCCUGGACAUCCGGCUUUUGGUAUGCCAAUGCAAGAGAGAGAAAGGGAGGAAAGAGGAGAGCAUUCUAGGGAGGAAAAGGACAAAAAACCACAUGUCGAAAAUGAGAACAGUAAUGAAAGCUUGGCGAGUAAUAUUGAGGUAGAAAAUUGAAUGUUUAGAUUUAGUUGAAAACGGUGUUUUGAUAAGUGUUGCCUCCGUACGAAUUCAAUAACAAUUGAAUGAGCUAAAAAGUAGCUUUUCUUUUGCAGUUAAAAGAAAUAGUGUACUAAUACGCUAACUAUAACUUUUCCAGUUUUUCUAAUUUUGGUAAAAGUGCCAUGAUUGAAGAGCAACAGAUAGGCAGCCGGUGAUAUUUUAAGUAAGCAAGUGAGCAGUAUUUUUUUUAUUUUAGAGUAUUUUUGAUCCACUAUGGCACUGAGUUUCUGUGGUAAGCGAUUGUUCCUCAAGAUCAAUGUUUUUUGUUCCUCGAAUUAGGUAUAAAAAUGUACCAAAUGCAAUUUCUUAGCCAUGUAGUACCUAAAUGUUACACCAAAGAUUGAAACGGUAACCAAAGUGUAAGCAGUAAGCACUAGUUAUAGUUAUAUUGUUGAAGUUUAGAGCGUCUACCACGAGUAAGACAUACACCUACUCGAGAGCGUAAUACUUUUAAACAUCGCAAAGAAUAACAAAAUGAUAUUGUGACUGAUUUUCA
Messenger RNA from Leguminivora glycinivorella, 1651 nucleotides. Its product is annotated as homeobox protein bagpipe-like. Gene Ontology annotation, cellular component: nucleus. The transcript has 2 exons. The coding region runs from base 1 to 1110 and encodes 369 amino acids. Gene Ontology annotation, biological process: cell differentiation; regulation of transcription by RNA polymerase II. Gene Ontology annotation, molecular function: RNA polymerase II cis-regulatory region sequence-specific DNA binding; DNA-binding transcription factor activity, RNA polymerase II-specific. The record is from RefSeq and is a predicted model, not a curated record. NCBI's taxonomy places the organism in Eukaryota, Metazoa, Arthropoda, Insecta, Lepidoptera, Tortricidae.